Molecule: messenger RNA, 1792 nt
Organism: Chilo suppressalis (striped riceborer)
Lineage: Eukaryota; Metazoa; Arthropoda; Insecta; Lepidoptera; Crambidae
Source: the annotation of a GenBank genome assembly
GCUGAUCCGGCGCAGUCCGCCAUGGUAACGCGCCGUGAGCGCAUGCGCGCAGCGACCGCCCGCAGUCUCACGAACGGACGUCGUUGGCGAGCUUCUAACGCCAACUAACAUUUUGCGAUUUUGCACUCAGACAUGGCAAUAUAGUUAAAAUGCCAAGGAAAUACGUGCGUGCGACGAAGUUCUUGCUCGCCGGUGUGACUUUGUUCUGUGUGAGUUGGAUAGCUUCUGUUAGCGAGUGGCACGCUGAGGUCCGAUGGAGUGGACGCCGAAGAAGCGUGUCCACCAUGAAAACCAUCGUCGCAUACUCCGAGGGCAAACAGGCGGAGAUGGAUCGUCCUUCGCCAGUCACGUGCGACCGGCUACCGGCUUUUCCGGAAAUUCCUCAGAUCAACCGGACAUGGUCCCAGGGCAUGGAAGGCGAGUCUUCUUGGCAGCAAGUCUCAGGCGGACGCGUGUCGCUGUAUGCGGCUUACUACGACGAGCGUACGCCGCAGCGAUACGUCAGGAUAUUGGCCACGUUCCACGGUCGCAACUUUUCAACGGAACCAUUGUAUUGUCAAACUCGCGUUCUGGACGAAGAUUCUGUUGAAGUGGUUGCAGCUAAACCUCUUGAGAUUUGGUGGCACGAAUGGGACGCGUACUCUGCCGACGUUGAAACACCGCUACUGCUCUCAUGCCCACUCAUAGAACCUUUGAAACAACCUUCCGUUGUAUCUAUUGUUACCCAACCGUGUGAUGAUCCAACCAACGCUUUUUACUUGGAACCUAUUUCUAAUAGGAAAUAUGAAAGACGUUUCACAAUAUGUGUGAAAGACAUGAACUUUGAUAGGGAUGUUUCCCAGAAUUUCGUUGAAUGGCUUGAAACAAACAGAAUACUCGGAGUUGAAAUGAUUGAUUUAUACAUUGAUAAAAUAAGAAAAGAGAGUGAAAAUACUUUAUUACAUUAUAAAAAUCAAGGUUAUGUUAGACUUUACAAUGUUCCUAUUAAGUAUAAGCCAGACAGAUCUCUUUGGCAGAGACGAAGAGAUCACAUUAUUACUUAUAAUGAUUGUUUAUAUAGAAAUAUCAGAGAAUCUGAAUUCAUCAUUCCAUUAGACCUUGAUGAGAUCGUGUUACCAAAAAUAGCAGACACUCUACCCGAACUAAUACAACGUCUGAACAAAAUCGGCUGGGAUCCAUCACAAGACUCAGCUAUUCUGGUCAGAAAUGUGUUUUUCUUUGGUUUCAUGCAAGGUAUUGAUCAAUACAAACUGAAAAAGAUUGAAACUAAAAAUAAAGUUUAUGUCAAACGUGACGACGUACGAAUAAAAGAUGCAGAAGAUUUAGAUAUAGGUGAAAUUGAAUUAGUAUCUGAAAGUAGUAAUAUAGAAUAUGAAAAUAAUGAAGUCAUAGAUUUUAAAGCAUUAGACAAUGAUUUGUAUGAUAUUUAUAAGUCGAGAUGUAACCAUGAUUUGAUAACUCCUAAGCUAGUGCAACACAUUGUGAGCUCGAAGACUGUUAGUCCUAUUGGAUUUUAUAGCAAAAGCUUGAUGCUAACAAGAAAAGUGUUGACAGCUUUCAAUCAUUAUCCAUUGGCUAAUCUCGGGACAUCGGCGUUCGCGGGAUGGUACGCACCUCUACAUGAAGUUCAGCUCAACCAUUAUAAGGAGUCUUGCAACACGACGGUGAUGCCGGAGUGUGCCGCGUAUGGGAAACGCGCGCGGCUCGACCGCUCGGCGCAGCGUUUUCGCCGCCCGCUGACGAAGGCGCUCGCUUACGCAACCUGCACGGGAAUAAACAAUACCUAAACAUA